Phyllostomus hastatus (greater spear-nosed bat) is the source of this 4324-nucleotide messenger RNA. It is a transcript of the gene KPNA1, whose product is annotated as karyopherin subunit alpha 1. The transcript is spliced from 14 exons. Gene Ontology annotation, biological process: postsynapse to nucleus signaling pathway; NLS-bearing protein import into nucleus. NCBI's taxonomy places the organism in Eukaryota, Metazoa, Chordata, Mammalia, Chiroptera, Phyllostomidae. Gene Ontology annotation, cellular component: nucleus; nucleoplasm; cytoplasm. Gene Ontology annotation, molecular function: nuclear import signal receptor activity; protein binding. The record is from RefSeq and is a predicted model, not a curated record. Bases 180 to 1796 code for a protein of 538 amino acids.
GCCGGCUGAGCUAGAUCUCGCUGCUGGGUGCGCGGUGGUGAAGAGCGAGGCCUGGUGAGCACCGCCUAGGUGCGAGCCGAUUCUUCGGGGUUGAGUACGCGAUAGUUUCGGCAGGCCGGCGAGCGAGCCAACGGUUCACCCCAAGUGGCACCGGGAUCGGUUGCCGUUAGCCUGAAAACAUGACUACCCCAGGGAAAGAGAACUUCCGCCUGAAAAGUUACAAAAAUAAGUCCCUGAAUCCUGAUGAGAUGCGCAGGAGGAGGGAAGAAGAAGGACUACAGUUACGUAAGCAGAAAAGAGAAGAGCAGUUAUUCAAGCGAAGAAAUGUUGCUACAGCAGAAGAAGAAACAGAAGAAGAAGUGAUGUCAGAUGGAGGCUUCCAUGAAGCUCAGAUUAAUAACAUGGAAAUGGCACCAGGUGGUGUUAUUACUUCUGACAUGAUUGAAAUGAUAUUUUCUAAUAGCCCAGAGCAACAGCUUUCGGCAACACAGAAAUUCAGAAAACUGCUUUCAAAAGAACCUAAUCCUCCCAUUGAUGAAGUCAUCAGCACACCAGGAGUAGUGGCCAGGUUUGUGGAGUUCCUCAAACGAAAAGAGAAUUGUACACUGCAGUUUGAAUCAGCUUGGGUAUUGACAAAUAUUGCUUCAGGAAAUUCUCUUCAGACCCGGAUUGUGAUUCAGGCAGGAGCUGUGCCUAUCUUCAUAGAGUUGCUCAGCUCAGAGUUUGAAGAUGUCCAGGAGCAGGCAGUCUGGGCUCUUGGCAACAUUGCUGGAGAUAGUACCAUGUGCAGGGACUAUGUCUUAGACUGCAAUAUUCUUCCCCCUCUUUUACAGUUAUUCUCGAAGCAAAACCGCUUGACCAUGACCCGGAAUGCAGUAUGGGCUUUGUCUAAUCUCUGUAGAGGGAAAAGUCCACCUCCAGAAUUUGCAAAGGUCUCCCCCUGUCUGAAUGUGCUUUCCUGGUUGCUGUUUGUCAGUGACACUGAUGUACUAGCUGAUGCCUGCUGGGCCCUUUCAUACCUAUCAGAUGGACCUAAUGAUAAAAUUCAAGCAGUCAUUGAUGCAGGGGUGUGUAGAAGACUUGUGGAGCUGCUGAUGCAUAAUGAUUACAAAGUGGUUUCUCCUGCAUUGCGGGCUGUGGGAAACAUCGUCACAGGGGAUGAUAUUCAGACACAGGUAAUUUUGAAUUGCUCAGCUCUGCAGAGUUUAUUGCAUUUGCUGAGUAGCCCAAAGGAAUCUAUCAAAAAAGAAGCAUGUUGGACAAUAUCUAAUAUCACAGCAGGAAAUAGGGCCCAGAUCCAGACUGUGAUAGAUGCCAACAUUUUUCCAGCCCUCAUUAGUAUAUUACAAACUGCUGAGUUUCGAACAAGGAAAGAAGCAGCUUGGGCCAUCACAAACGCAACUUCUGGAGGAUCAGCUGAACAGAUCAAGUACCUUGUAGAACUGGGUUGUAUCAAGCCGCUCUGUGAUCUCCUUACAGUCAUGGACUCUAAGAUUGUACAGGUUGCACUAAAUGGCUUGGAAAACAUCCUGAGGCUUGGAGAACAAGAAGCCAAAAGAAAUGGCACUGGCAUUAACCCUUACUGUGCUUUGAUUGAAGAAGCUUAUGGUCUGGAUAAAAUUGAGUUCUUACAGAGUCAUGAAAACCAAGAGAUCUACCAGAAGGCCUUUGAUCUUAUUGAGCAUUACUUCGGUACCGAGGAUGAGGACAGCAGCAUUGCACCCCAGGUUGACCUUAGCCAGCAGCAGUACAUCUUCCAGCAGUGUGAGGCUCCUAUGGAAGGUUUCCAGCUUUGAAGCAAUACACUGGUUUUAUGUUCCUGUGUCAGACCAGGCUACCCAGUCAAGUCCUCUUGUGGAGCCCACAGUCCUCAUGGAGCUAACUUCUCAAAUGUUUUCCAUAAUACUGUUUGCGCUCAUCUGCUUGUCUUGCGCACCUGCUCUCUUACACACAUCUGGAAAACCUCUGGCUCUCUGUGGUGGAAUACCCUUCUAAGAAAAGGGUAACCAGAAUGGCCCACUCUCUUAAGGAAAAUCCCUAGGCUUUGGAGAUCCGCACUUAUAUAUUAUUAUAAGAGUCAUGAGAAUAUGCACAUGUUAAUGUGGCUCUCUUUUGUUGUUGUUGUUGGGGAAAAAGAGGGCUCUUCCUCAUUCCCUUUUAAGUGGGAAAAAAUACUGACAUUAAAAAGAUGAGACUAUAACUUUAUCUCGAAUUUCACACAACUACUUGCAAACAAGGGAGAUGUUUAGACCUAUUGUGUAUACAUCAGAGUACUUUUCAUGAGUUCUUCCACAGUGAACCCUUGGAUUACCUGGUGGCUUUUUCUAGCCAGAUUUGCAUUAAUACUUACUGAGAUUGGAUGGUUUCUUUUCCUCCAUUGGCGCCGUUCUUCACAGAUGUUAAAGUUAAACCAUCUGCUCUCUCACCUUCAGCCUUCAGUGAAUGUGCUUUCUAGUUGUCAGGAAUGCUGAAGCAUUAACACUUGAUUCUCAGAUGUGAUACUGGUUUGAAGAUUUCCUUAGAGCAGAAAAGAGAGGGGCACAUAGUAAUUUGUGUGGCUAUUGCUUCUCUUUGGUCUUAACCUGUUUUAGGAAUUUGGAAGUGGUUCAAUUCUAAUACUGGUUGGAGGUUGAUUUAGAAUCUUUAGUAAUCUAAAACAUUCUGUAAUUCAAUAAAAAAGUAAAAAAUAAACAAAAGCCCCCACCAGUUUCCCCAAACUUAACCAGUGUGACUAGAGGCUGUGUUUCUGCAUUUUACAAAUGUUUCAGGCUUUGUGGUCCUGAUAAGGUCCUCAUUAAAUUGGAGUUCACCUUAGGUGCUUUCCCCCUCUGCGACUGGCAGAUAACACAUACUUUUAAAGGUUACUUAGGAAAAUUUUUUAAAUUGGAUUCAGCAUGAUUCUGAUGUAUUCGUGCUGCAGAUAUGAUCCCUUUAAUGUAGCAUCUUAUCUUAAACAAGUAACUAUCUUCUCAAUAUGACCUGUUUAACCCAAAUAAGGGCAGUGAUAUUUUUUCUUACAACUUUAUUUUUCCCUAAUCAUGUCAUUUUAUCUCCUACUGGUUAGUACUGCCCAGUGAGGUUGCCCUCCCCCUUGUCUUGAAAUAAAAACAUUUCUCCUUCUGGCUCAUUUAAUAAUGACUGCAAUCUGUACCUGCAAAUGGCACUUCCAGUAGUGUCUUCAGUGAUCUACAUUUGUGCUUGGACUGGAACAAAAAAAUAAGUGUAAUUGCCAAGAGAACUGCAGCUGAACAUACAACUUCUUGGUGCUAGUUGGUCAUCUUGACUCAAUAUUGGGACACACUAUCGGAAAAGAUUUAUAUUUGUUGAUGUGCUAUUCAAAAUGAAUUCUGAAGGAAGAGUUGCUCACUUCUGUUAUAGAGAAUACCCUUUUAAUCCUCUUUAAUCUUGUCCUCUUCUAGAAUUCAUUAUAACCCCAAAGUUUAGCUCUUUGGGAGUUUCCCUGACAAGCUAUUCUACAUCUCUGGUAAAUCCCACUGAAUGUUAGGGAUAUUCAGAGCUUUCAUACCUCAACAUGUUGUCAAUUAAGAAGUUGACUUAUGUGACCUAAUUUAAACUUUUUAAAAAUCCACUUCAUUUAAAGUAAAAAGAUAAAGGACAUUUCAGCCAAGCCUGUGAUGCAGUCUUCACAUCUAACCUGUAGUUGUGUCUGCUCUGGAUGGAUACCGUCUGUCUGUCAUUGGUGGAGCAGCCACUGCAAACUAGUCAACUCUCAUGCAUAACUGUUACUUUUUCUAGUGCUGCUUUGUGCUGAAAGAACAUUUUAGUUUACUGCACUUGACCUGUAAAAGACUUUGAUUCUUUGUAAUUUUAGGGACAAGUUAGGUGGUUAAUUUAAAGAAAAACUUUCAAUGUUGCCUUUACAUCACAUUAAAAUAUAACUUCUUUCAGAAGGGUAAUAGAAGCACUGAUUCAUAGUAAAAAUCUUGUUUUUAGCUUUGACUUUUUUUGUGGCUGAGUUUUUUAAAAUUGUAAAUUACUGGUAACAUGUCAUUUCUCUAGAAUGUUUUAAAUUAUGUACCUUCUUUUGGAUAAUUUAAAAUUUUUUCAGUUCAUGUUGAUAAACCAAUUUGAAUGGAAAAAAUAUAAAGCACACAGUUGUUUCUCCACAUUAGAAUAGCAUAUGUUGGAAAUUUUUGCUAGCAAUUGCAGGUGUCUUAAAUGAAUGAAUUAAAACAAAGUCCACUCAACUAAUACGGUCUAUUUUCUGUUUAAAACAGGAAUUUAUCUUGCUCCUGUCUUAGAAGUUCCUGAGUGAUGAGCUAAAAUUCUUUUAGAAUAAAAUGGUGUUUUUUAAAUAUAAAAA